AUGGACCAAGCACUUGUAACAGUCACUCAGGAGUGCACCAAUUGCAGACAACGGCAGCCCGCAAGUCAGUUCCUCAGACUAAAUGCCGCCAGUGCCAGCAGCCGUAGAACGCUGAAAUGCUUGACGUGCCGGUACCCGAAUGGUGUCCCUGCUGCUGCAAAGCGCCGGGGGACUCCGGCUGCCGCACCUGUCGAGCCUAUUGUCCAACCCAUUGUUCAGCCUCAGCCUCUCGGUCAGCCUCUGCCUGCCGCCCCGGGUGCGUUCCCAUAUUGGCAGAACUCGCAGCCGGCGUUUACGCAAGUCCCGCUCCAGCAGUCCCCGUUCACGCAAGUCCCUUCCCAGUACCAAGAGUAUCUGCAAGGCCGGCAGCAAGGCUUCAUACAGGCCCAGCAGCAAGGCUUUCCGCCCAUGCAGACUUUCCAGCCCAACCAGCAGGCCGGCGCCCCAGACGCCAUAGCCACUGGCAACACACAGCACGGGGGGCGUUUGAUGUGGGUACGUCGGCGCCGUAAUGUUCCUAAUGGAAGACCGACGGACACCCAGCGGCAAGGAGGUCAGAUUCUAUCGCAAGCGGAAACCUUUCUGACUACCACUGUCGGGUUGGCUGGCGGUGUGAUAGUGGUGGCCGGACUCUUGUUCGGGCUUGGUGCAUACCUCUUCGGUGCUUAA
This is a messenger RNA of Anthostomella pinea, 669 nucleotides long. The record is from the annotation of a GenBank genome assembly. Lineage: Eukaryota; Fungi; Ascomycota; Sordariomycetes; Xylariales; Xylariaceae.